AUGUAAUAGUCGAGCAAUAACCGACAUUUUGGGUAGGGGUGGCUAUACGGUCUGGUCCGGUUAAAUUGGACCAAAUUGAUCCGGUCCCAGUCCGGUCUUUUCGGGAAUAUAAGGACCAAAGAUUGGAUUGGAUACAAUCCGGUCUUGACCCGGUCUGGUCCUAAUUUGAUCUUGAUUUUAGGUGUUGGGGGUCUCUUAUCCGAUCUUUAUCCGAGUUUUUUUUUUACCUCAAAUCUAAGCCCGAAUAUGAGAUCAGAUUGUUUGUUAUCCAGUCCCAGUCCGGUUCCAAUCCAAGUUAUACGGUCUGGUUUUGGAUAAAACCAAACAGUUCGGACCAAAUAGCCAGCCCUAAUUUUGGGCCAACAACCGCCUUUAGUUUCGAGGCAGGGUUUUUCUUUAAAAAGGGAGAAAGAACUUUGAAAGCCGGAAAAAAAAGAAGAAGAAAAACCCAGCGCGGGAAAUACCGUUAGAUAGAUCCGAUAGGUUUGGCGCUCUUCUCUUCUCCCUCGAGUAACCAAGAAGCGCAAAGCAGAGCAGAGUAUCAGCAGGGAGCAAAGCAACAACCCAGCCAGGUAUCCCUCCCCGCUUUUGCUCUUUUCGUUUCCGUUUGGCUCCCAAGAAAAGCUGCUGAAAAUGUCUGCUUCUACAGCAGUACCAUUAAUGGGUCUGGGUUUCCCUUUUCAAUCUCGAUUUUUUUCUCCCUUCCGCUGCUUUCCCAGAAAACUGGGGAAAGCAGGAGAUUGAUAUGUAUGAUGUUCUUCGCAAUUUCUGCUGCUUUGAUUCGUUUGGUAAUCUCUAGGGUUUUCAUCUCUUUCUGCUUUGUCCACCAAGAUUCCUGCUUCCCGUUGUCUCUCUUCUGCUUUGAUCGUAAUCAAGAAUCUAGGGUUUCUUGUUAAUGAGAAAAUUAUGGUAUUUACUCAAAUUGCUUGACCAAUCUCUCUCUUUUUUUCUUCUUCUUCUUUCACCUUCAUAGUUUGUUACAAGCGAUCUGCUGAGUUCUCUGGAAUUACACAUGGCCGAGGAAGUCCAACAACGAUAUAAACUGUAUUCACUGGAAAUCAACGACCGCUCUGGUGCGGUAUGGAGGUGCCUUGACACCUGGACGGGGAAAAUUGUCUCCAUGAGGAAGAUUUACGUUGAUGGUAUGAAUGAUAUAGCUGCUGUUAUGAGAGAAGCUACCCUUCUCAUGGAUCUCAAGCAUCCUAACACUGUCAGAUUGCUAGAUGUAUUGAUCCACUCGAAUCGGGUUGAGCUUGUUUCUGAGCAUCUGGACUGUGACCUGCUCAAGUACCUUGAGAAACCAGAAAGGAUUACUCAGUCACAGAUAAAAGAGUUGCUGCGUCAGAUACUGAAGGGUCUUGCAAGCUGCCAUUCCAAGAAUCUUGUGCACGGGAACUUGACACCCAAGAGUCUGCUGAUAGACUGCAAGAGCGGGACUGUGAAGCUUUCUGUCUUUGGUCUCACCAGCAUCAAUAAUGUUGUUAGCCACCACUCACAUCAUCAUCAUCAUCAUCAUCAAAGGCUUCAUCCAGAUCCAGGAGGGGAAUAUACUACGUGGGAGAUGAAUGCCGCAUACAUGGCACCCGAAGUGCUUCUGGGCCGGGAAGGGUGCUCCUUUGCUGCAGAUGUGUGGUCAGUGGGAUGUAUCCUCGCCCUUAUGCUUACCAGACAGCAUCUGUUUGCUAUGAAGGGGAAUGAACUGGGAGUUCAUAUUCCAUCUCAGUUGGACCAUAUGUUCAGAAUCAGAGGUUCUCCUGAGUUGCUUCUUGAAAAUGCUUCCUCCAACUACCAGCCUCAGGAUCUGGCAGCGACGUUGAACUUUGGGGAUUCAGCUGGCCUUGAUCUUAUCAAGAGAAUGCUGUGCUUAGAUCCAGCUCAAAGGAUUACAGUGAGUGAUGCUCUGGCGCAUGAGUACCUUACGAAUGCAUGAGUUAGUUAGCUGGGAUGAUGAACAACAACUGGUAAAUAGUGAAAAUGUGCUCUGCUAGAGUAACCUGGGAUGAACAAUUGUAAAUUCUGCCUCGCUUUUGAUAGAUAGAUAGAUAGAUAGAGAGAGAGAGAGAGAUAGGCUCCAAUUUUGACUUCACCCACUGAGGUUCCCCUGUAAAUUUUGAGUUCAUCCACUGUAACCAAACGUUUCUUGUGCCCAUCUGAUUUCAAUAUUGAGACAGUCUUAUAUAUAGGCCUUUUUUCUGCAUUUUGUGGUCAACAUUUCACUUGACAAGUUGAUUUUCUUUGUCAACUUUGCCCUCUCGGUAUUUCCUGAACCCAUUAAGUAAUUUGUAGGCAAGAUUGAACCUUCAAUUUGGUGGAUAUGCGAAUGUUUUUUUUUUUGACAUUUUUUUGUCAUUUCAAUACAUGAAAAAUAAUUAUGAGUAUUUCUGAUAAGAGUUGGUGACAUGACGUUAACUAAAGUUGUCUCCCAACUCGGAAGAUUGGACAUAAUUAAACGACCCCUUAGUUCCAAAAUUGUCUCCCAACUCGGAAGAGAAAUAAAAUACAAUCAUGUGGAAAAAAAAAAAAAAGGAGGACUAGUUAAUUAAGCGGGGGACAUGGUCAUAUGGUGUAUGGACCAAACUAAGUUGCAUUAUAGCCUAUAGUGGUGGAAUGGAGUGGAGAGUAACAAACAGCUGUCUAAGUCUAACAACAAAGGUCAGACUCAAAUGACCAAAAUGAUCAACUCAAUCACACAAUUACUUUUCAAAACUUUUUUGAAAACUACUCCAGAAACCCGAAACAAAAAAAUUGUAUGUGUGAGAUCUAGAAAGGGCCAAACUAGUGCAUGAUAGUUGUAUAGUCUACUACGCAGUAGUGUGAGUUUGUGACAGGUUCUUUUAUCGGAACCCCACGGGAACAAUAGACCAACUCGUCAGCAAACCAUUUUGCAUUUCCUUUGUCAUAGAUAUUCACAUACCAAAUAAUACCUUCACAAGCAAAUGCCACGAAUAAAGGAGAUAAAGGACGGUGGUCAACUGCGGCCUAAUCAUCGAUAAAUGAGUCUUUUUUUUUUUUACCGUGAUAUAAUCAUCUCUUUGAUAUCUUUUUUUACCACACCAUCAACUUAUUAUCCUUCACUUAACACAAACGCAAUAUUUCAAAACAAAGAAUUACUGAAAGC
This is a messenger RNA of Linum trigynum, 3118 nucleotides long. NCBI's taxonomy places the organism in Eukaryota, Viridiplantae, Streptophyta, Magnoliopsida, Malpighiales, Linaceae. The record is from the annotation of a GenBank genome assembly.